CUCAACCACCAGAAUGCCUCGACGUCGCAUAGAUACACAUUCACAUUACUUGCCGGACUUCUACAGAGAAGCGCUUGCAGCCAAUGGCCAUAAAAAUCCCGAUGGCAUGCCACGUAUCCCUGACUGGUCGGAAGAGGAUCAUAUCAAGUUGAUGGAGGAGUUAAACAUUGAGAAAUCGUUUAUCAGCAUCAGCUCGCCCGGCACCUACCUUUCGCCGGCAUUUGGAAAGCAAUCAGUUGAGCUGGCAAGGCGUUGCAACGAGUUCGCGGCGGACUUGAAACGGAGACGACCUGAUAAGUUCGGCUGGUUCGUAACCACUCCGUUGCCCCUCGUCGAGGAAUCGCUUGAAGAGAUCAAGCGUGCUUAUUCGGACGGGGCAGAUGGCGUUUGCCUCAUGACCAAUCACGAAGGUAUCUAUCUUGGAGAUUCGCGCUUCGAUCCUAUCUUCGCCGAGCUGGACAAACGUAAGUCCAAGUUGUUUAUACACCCGACCAUGCCGUGUUUCUGUCCAGCAGGUAGCCACGGUGCUGGCACAGAUGCCGUUGUCAGAGCCAAUCCACUGAAGGAGCGCUUUGCCGCCCCCGCGAUGGAAUUCCUGUUCGACACGACUCGCUGCAUCGCGAAUCUAUUCAUCAGCGGCACGAUAUCAAGGUACCCAAACAUCGUGUAUCUAAUCCCGCACAUGGGCGGAACGAUGGCGCCGCUUCUAUCUCGCUUCUUGGGCCAUUCGAGGUUCCUCAACAAGCCUGAUCACGAAAAGUGGGAGGAGAAAGAUGCCAUUGCGGUCUUGAACAGCCGCUUCUACUUCGACAUGGCCGGAUGGAGUUUUCCGAUCAUGGAUAAAUGCCUUCUAGACGGCGUUGGCGUUCGCAAAGAUAGGUUGCUGUUUGGAACCGACUACGCAUUUGUACCCGCUGCGGCUGCUCCAACGUUCGCCGCGUUAGUGGAUGGAGGCACUGAGGCUUGGGACGAGAAGGACAUCGAGAACGCCUACUACAAUAAUGCUAAAAAGCUGUUCAAGCUCUAGAUUGAAUAUAUAAUUGGCUGUAAGGCUGAGCAUUAUGAUCGAGAAUUGGUUUAGCCUUCUAUGACAUUCAUCUCGAACUUGAAUCAUUGGCGGGAUUCAUCUCGUACCCGUUAGUUUGUCUCUAGUUCAUCUCAUAACGCAACCUUGCAAGCACAUGUUCAUGCGUGUCAAUAUCGCCUUGUGAUGCAGACUAUUGUCAUCAAA
Molecule: messenger RNA, 1231 nt
Organism: Verruconis gallopava
Lineage: Eukaryota; Fungi; Ascomycota; Dothideomycetes; Venturiales; Sympoventuriaceae
Exons: 1
Coding region: 14-1027 (337 amino acids)
Biological process (GO): secondary metabolic process
Cellular component (GO): cytoplasm; cytosol
Molecular function (GO): carboxy-lyase activity; hydrolase activity
Source: RefSeq, a predicted model, not a curated record